AUGGAAUCCCAUGAUGAAGAGCAUGCUGCGAAACUGCUUAGAGCUCAAUCACACAUAUGGAAUCAUAUUUUUAGCUUCAUGACCUCCAUGUCCCUUAAAUGUACUGUUGACUUAGGCAUACCAGACAUCAUACACAACUAUGCCCAACCCAUGCCACUCUCCAACCUCAUUGCUUCACUACCAAUUCACUCUUCCAAAACUCACUUCAUCCAUCGCUUGAUGCGAAUCAUGGUCCAUUCUGGAUUCUUCUCUCAACACAGUGACACCGACAGUGACCUGGGAGUCAAGUAUGCACUUACUGAUACAUCUUUACUUCUACUUAAGAGUAAUCCAAUGAGUGUGACACCUUUCUUGCAGUCCAUGCUUGAUCCAAUUUUAACAUAUCCGUGGAAUCAUUUUUCUAAUUGGUUCAAAAAUGAUGAUCUGACACCAUUCCAAACGGCACAUGGGAAGUUGUUCUGGGAGUAUACUAGCAGUGAUCCGAAUAUGAGUAACUUAUUCAAUGAUGCCAUGGUAAGUGACACUGAAUUAGUGAAUAGUUUGUUGAUGGUGGAGAAAUGCAAAGGGGUGUUCAUGGGAUUGGAGACAUUGGUUGAUGUUGGGGGAGGUACAGGGACCCUGGGACAGGCCAUUGCUAAAUCCUUCCCUCAGUUGGAAUGCGUUGUAUUUGAUCUCCCACAUGUUGUUGCUGGCCUGCAAGGAAGUGAGAACCUGAAAUUCGUUGGAGGGGACAUGUUUGAGACAAUUCCUCCAGCUGAUGCCAUUUUGUUUAAGUGGAUAUUCCAUGCCUGGAGUGAUGAGGAGUGUGUGCAGUUAUUGAAGAACUGCAAGAAAGCCAUGUUGAAGAAAGGCAAAGAAGGGAAGGUGAUUAUCAUAGACAUGGUGGUGGAUAAUGAGAAGAAAGAUGAUGAAUCACUUCAAACACAACUCUUCUUUGACAUGUUGAUGAUGGUGUUGGUGAAAGGAAAGGAGAGAAACGAGAAAGAAUGGUUUAAGCUGAUUUCCUCUGCUGGUUUUAGUAACUACAAGAUAACUCCCGUUUUGGGUUUAAGAUCUCUCAUUGAAAUCUAUCCAUAA
Messenger RNA from Sphenostylis stenocarpa, 1077 nucleotides. NCBI's taxonomy places the organism in Eukaryota, Viridiplantae, Streptophyta, Magnoliopsida, Fabales, Fabaceae. The record is from the annotation of a GenBank genome assembly.